Messenger RNA from Bradysia coprophila, 1962 nucleotides. RefSeq lists its product as uncharacterized. The record is from RefSeq and is a predicted model, not a curated record. Lineage: Eukaryota; Metazoa; Arthropoda; Insecta; Diptera; Sciaridae.
AAUGUUAAUAAAUAAUUUGUAAAUGUGUCGAAUAGUACGUUUUCCGUGUCAUCAAACUUUAUGUGUUCAUCGUCAAAAUUUGUGUUAUUAGAAUGUGCUCCUAUUGUAUAGUCAAACUGAAAUUAACUUUCGUGAAGUAAAUGAGAACAAUCAGAUGCCACUUAGUUCAGAUCAUUUUUCAUCGGAUAUGAGCGACUCCCAGAGUGUUUAUUUUAACGGUGAUGACGACGUAAGCGCUCACGAAGAAAUUGAAACCGAAAACUUGGACAUGGAAAACGUUUGUUUUGAUCUCAGCAACGUUUGUGAGAAUGAAUGUGAAACCGAUAAUUUAUACGGGGAAAGUGAAUGUCAAGACGAUGGCUCAGACGGAGAAUUCUUCCUUGACGACAUGGAUAAUUGGUCAGAUUCAACCGAAGAAAGUGUGUGGAGUGUUUGCUCUUCCGAUGAAGAUUCCGAUUCUGACACCAGCAGCACAUGCUUUUUCCUAUAUGACGACGAAGAUGAUGACAAUUGCAGUGAAAAUGAGAUCUAUUGGAGCGAUUCUGAAUAUGACCAGGACUACGUAUGUGAAUUAACCGGGAAUCGGAAGUCAACUAGGGUCACAUAUUUUCUGAGAUUCGGAAAAUCAACUUGCAUUCGAAAUCGUGCAACUUUAAUGACAUGCGUUUCGCGAAACCAGAAAUGAAAAGAGGCUUCGUCAGUUACCUUCGAUUAAUAUGUAAAAAAUGCAAUUACUUGCAUGUGAUGAAGACAUGUGAACGUCGCAGUGACCAAUUCGAUCUUAAUUAUGAAAGCGUUCUAGGAUCAAUGCUCAUAGGAAUUGGUUUCUCGCAACUGGAAGAAUUCACUGGAGUGCUAGACAUUCCAUACAUUACGUCGAGCUCGUACCGCAAAAAAGCAAACAAAAUCUAUGACGAUUUGAGUAGUGCUGCCGAAGCGUCAACAAGACUGGUCGCAGAAGCUGAAAUCGAAUUCGCUUUAAAGAACGGUAACGUAGACACGAGUGGAAAUCCAAAAGUUACAGGCAUUGUAGACGCAGCAUGGAGCAAAAGGUCAUAUCGAACUAAUUAUUCGGCAUUAUCGGGGUCAGCGGGGCUCAUCGGGCAUUCCACAGGCAAAGUGCUGUGGCAAGGUGUAGCCAAUAAAUUUUGCUGCGUUUGCAAAUAUAUUUCGACGAAUGGCAAGGAACACUACGAUCAUGAAUGCAACAUCAAUUAUGUGGGUCCGUCUACUGGUAUGGAGCCUAAACUCGUUGUCGAUGGAUUGAAGGAGUGUGAACAGAAAUUUGGCAUUCGGAUUCAUCGGCUAAUUGGUGACGGAGAUUCGAGCGUCAUAUCUGAGGUGUUGAAAAGUAAUAUUUACCAAAAUCCAAGUUUGAAAACAGACAAAAUUGAAUGCAGCAACCAUGUCGAGCAGAAUACUCGAGGACAUUUGCGGAAAUUAGGUGAAAAAAGUCCAUUGAAGCAGUACGUUACACCGGGAAAGAUAGAGAAAAUCAUUAAAGCAAUGCGAUGUGCCAGAAAGCACUGGAACGAACAGGACAUUCCAAUUGAAACGAAAAUCGAAAAUUUACGGAAGGACAUCUACAACGCUCCAUUUCACGUCUUCGGAAGUCACGAAAAAUGUAACUCAUAUUUCUGCAAGAAAAAAGAUUCAAAAGAGCGAAAUUUGUUAACGGUUAUGAAGAAAGAUUCUACUUUCAAUUCGAUUCUUGAGGCCAUGUCACGUGUGAGAUCAAAUGCCCGAAGCUAUUUGUUGAACGAGAACACAAACAUUGCUGAGCAAUUCAACGGUUUGAUAGUCAAAUACACUGGAGGUAAGCGCGUGAAUUUUUCCAAAUCAAAAUCGUUCACGGGCCGAAGCAAAUUAGCUGUUCUCCAACACUGGACGGGCAUAUUCAACUCUGUGCGAACAUAUGUCCAAAACUCCCAGCCCGAUACUUCGAAAAAACUUUCACCUUAG